CAGGCGUGGUUCAAAUGCGGAAGGUUUCAUUCUAAUGUCAGUUCCCUAAACUAAUAGACUCGUAUGGAAAUCCUCUAGAGGUGUCUCUCGGGGACCGUUUUAUCUCAUGGGGGAAUGUUUGAGUAAAACUUGCCCAUGUCUUAAGACAUGUUGGGACAGAAUAUGCGGAUCCUCAGCGGGCGAUGGAGAAAACAGCAUGAAAACUGACAGUGACUGUAUCGAAGGACCCGGUAAUACAGAUACUGAUCGUUACACGCAGCCUCAGCCUCAGCCACAUCCACCUCCACCUCAGCCUACGAGUCCGAAGAGUGCUGUUUAUACUGCUCUAUGGGACUUCGAGGCACGCGACGGACAGGAGUUGUCGUUCAAAUCUGGUGAUAUGUUCGAGAUUGUCAACAAUUCCGGUGACUGGUGGAGUGCGAAGAAAAUCGACUCAUUCGACAGUGUGACCACCGGCUUGGUUCCGUUCAAUUAUAUGGCGCGAGCGGAAUCCGUUGAGUCUCAACCGUGGUUUUUUGGAAAGAUGAGCCGUUUUGAAGCAUUGAGUCACCUCAUGUUUGCAGGAAAUAAUAAUGGAUCCUUCCUUGUACGAAUCAGUGAGACUGACAGCACAGGCUUUGUGAUCUCAGUGAAGACACAGGACAAAGCAAAACACUUCAAGAUCUACCAGUCUGGUGGAAAGUUCUAUGUGGAUCCAUCUCCUACAUUCGCCAGUGUAUUAGAGGUGGUUGAAUAUUAUCAAACUCACCCAUUCUCCACUUCAGACCAACUGAAGCGACCCUGUAUUCGGAAAAAGCCCCGGCCUGAGAAUCUGCCACCCUCCACAGUCGAUGAAUGGGAAGUCCCUAAAGAACAACUUAACUUAGUGAAGCUGCUGGGCAGUGGCCACUUUGCUGAAGUUUACAGCGGCACGUGGAAGAAUCACACUAAAGUGGCCAUCAAAAUCCUCAAGAACAAUGAUGCUCUGAAUCAGAAGGACUUUCAGUUGGAGGUACAGAUCAUGAAGCGUCUGCGUCAUAGGCACCUGAUUUCUCUCUUUGCCGUCUGCUCUUCCUCUGCCCCGUUUUACAUCAUCACCGAACUAAUAGAGAAGGGCGAUCUGCUUAAUUUCCUCAGAAGUCAAGAUGAUAUGGCAUUGAACAUGGAGUCUCUGAUCGACAUGGCAGCUCAAGUAGCAGAUGGGAUGGUAUAUUUAGAGGCACAUAACAGUAUUCAUAGAGACCUUGCUGCAAGAAAUGUCCUAGUCGGAGAGGGAAACGUCUGCAAAAUUGGUGAUUUUGGCCUAGCUCGAGUCAUUAAGGAGCCUGUUUAUAUAUCUGAUGACAAGAAAAUACCAUAUAAAUGGACCGCACCUGAGGCUAUCAGUCAUGGCCGUUACUCAACUAAAUCUGAUGUCUGGUCAUUUGGGAUUCUCCUUUAUGAGAUUGUCACACAUGGAGCCAUCCCUUACCCAGGUGUUCACAAUGCUGAGGUGUAUGAUCUCGUCACAAGACAACACUAUAGAAUGCCUUCACCAGCCAAUUGUCCACAGAUCAUUUAUAACAUCAUGCGAUCUUGCUGGAGAGCAGAACCAGAGGACCGUCCCACUUUUGAGAAUCUGAAGCAUGAACUAAACAACUAUCAAGACAGCGUCUGUAGUUAUUCGGGUAAACUGCACAGUUAGGUUCCACUCCUUGCAAACAUCCU
Messenger RNA from Rhinichthys klamathensis goyatoka, 1686 nucleotides. It is a transcript of the gene ptk6b, whose product is annotated as PTK6 protein tyrosine kinase 6b. The record is from RefSeq and is a predicted model, not a curated record. Gene Ontology annotation, cellular component: extrinsic component of cytoplasmic side of plasma membrane. The coding region runs from base 107 to 1663 and encodes 518 amino acids. Gene Ontology annotation, molecular function: non-membrane spanning protein tyrosine kinase activity; ATP binding; signaling receptor binding. The transcript is spliced from 8 exons. Gene Ontology annotation, biological process: cell differentiation; innate immune response; protein phosphorylation. Lineage: Eukaryota; Metazoa; Chordata; Actinopteri; Cypriniformes; Leuciscidae.